Molecule: messenger RNA, 2079 nt
Organism: Ixodes scapularis (black-legged tick)
Lineage: Eukaryota; Metazoa; Arthropoda; Arachnida; Ixodida; Ixodidae
Product: thromboxane-A synthase
Exons: 15
Coding region: 371-1975 (534 amino acids)
Molecular function (GO): monooxygenase activity; iron ion binding; oxidoreductase activity, acting on paired donors, with incorporation or reduction of molecular oxygen
Source: RefSeq, a predicted model, not a curated record
GCUCCGAGCGUACUGCGGCAGUACAGGCAGUCUUGGUACAAUGCGCGCUCCCGAGACUGUCUCUCGAAAAACACGCUGACAACAUGCCGGCGUCUUGGGAGAAGCCAGAAUCAUUGCGAGCUCAUCACUCGAAUUCGCUGCCGAAGCUGCCGAGAAGAUUGCCGAGCCAAGCACAGAAUCGUUCGAGACGUAGGCGAUGCGUAGACAUACAACGACUUUGGAGAGACAACCGACGCAGGGAGGUCGUUUGGCGUCGUUUUGACAGCUCGAGUGAAAACACCAGCUCUGCUAAGUGGCAAAGCGGCCUCAAGUCUACAGCGGCGAUUUCGUUCAUCUGUCGGAUAUCAAGUAAGACUCAACAACAAAUACGAUGUGGGAGUUGGUCUUCGCAUGUAUUGUCCUCUUCCUGGUUAGAUGGAUCAUGCAAAGACGGCAGCAUUUCAGCUACUUCAAAAGCUUGGGUAUCCCCGGUCCCCAACCGAGCAUCUUUCUCGGCAACAUGAUGGAGUUGUACAAAAAGACGCCAACUGUUGCCUACCGGGAGUGGAUCAACAGAUACGGGAAAGUUGUUGGGUACUUUAACGGCUACAGACCUAUUCUACUCGUGGCUGACCUCGAAGUUCUCAAAAUGGUACAGAUCAAGGACUUUCAAGACUUCCUCGACAGAGCGCUCCUGUUCCAGACCAAGCGACCGUCGAGUCCACACAACAAGAGUCUCAUGCAGCUGAUGGGAGCCAGAUGGAAGGAAGUGAGGAGUGUCCUCACACCAUCUUACACCUCCACCAAGCUUAAAAUGAUGUCAGGUAGCGUCAUUUCGACCGUGGAAGAGCUGGUGGGCAGGGUCGGACAGAUGGCAGAGAAGGACGAGGAUUUCGAGAUCGGCCCCAUGUACCAGGCACUCACACUGGACGUGAUCUGCCGCAGCGCCCUGGGCAUCAACUACAACCUCCAGCAAAAUCCCAAACACCCCUUCCUCCUAAGCAGCUGCAUGCUUUUCGGAAGCACUUUCUCCUUCAUCGCAGUGUUACUUGCGUCCUUCCCUGGACUUGACGGUCCACUGCGAGUCUUGAACGGCUGGAGGCUUCGCAGGAUGAACAACGGAGUUCACCCUUUUCUCGAUGUUCAAGAGAAAUGCAAGAGCAUUGUAACGCAACGACAGAAGGUCAGCGUCGAGCUUCCCCUGCAGAAAGACCUCCUGCAACUGAUGAUCGAGGCUAAGCAGUCGAGGGUCGACGUCGGCAGUGUCACAUCCGACCAACUGACUGCAGCUGACGAAAAUGAACACGAACUCAAGUCCCAUAUUCAGGGAAGCAACCGCCUUACCUAUUCAUCCAAAACAGUUCUUGACGAUGACGAUAUUACGCAGAAUGCCUUCAUGGUUCUCGUAGCCGGGUUUGAGACAACAAGCAACUCCAUGACUCUCAUCACUCACAUGCUGGUGAACUACCCUGAGGUUCAGGAGAAAGUUCGGCGGGAAGUCCUCUCAGUCCUGGAAGAGGACGAAGAAAUUACCUAUGGUACUAUUCAGAAGUUGCCGUACCUACACUGCGUUGUGUGCGAAACAAUGCGGAUCUACCCUCCUGUAUUUGGGUUCGUGACUCGGGAAGCUGCCGUGGACAAACAGUACGGCGAACUGAAGAUUCCCGCCGGCACAGCAGUUAUGAGCGCCGUCGACUACAUCCACCACGACCCAGAUAACUGGGAAGACCCUUAUACGUUCGACCCGGACAGGUUCCUUCCCGAGAACAAGCACAAGUUCAAUCCCUUGGCCUGGCAGCCCUUCGGUGCGGGACCUCGCAACUGCAUCGGCAUGCGCUUCGCACAAAUGGAGAUUCGCUUCACCUUCGCCCACAUCCUCAGAAAGUACCGCCUUGUGGCCACGGAAAAUACCGAAAAGGAUCCACCAAAAAUCGACAUGAAUCCUCUCGUGCUCCGGAUCAAGAAUGGAGUGAAUGUGAAGGCAGUGCCGCUUUAAAGCGACGUUCCGCUUGACAACAAAAUUUCAUAAUUCAUUCCAACAUUGGAAUAAUACAUGUCACCAACUCGUAUAUAUAAAGCUCACAAGCGUUUUAGAAUAAA